AUGGAGAAGCGGCCGCCGCAGAUGUUGAUUAGCAAGAGCACCAAUCAACCCAGCCGUGCACCCCAACCCGUACAGCUCCCCCAAGAUCCUCCCGCCGAGCAGCCGCUGUCCUCGUCCUCCCCCUCCCCCUCCCCCUCCACCGCCUCCUCGCCCCACCCCCGCCGCCGCCGCCCCGUUGGAGCUGCUCGACGUCUCGUACGCCGUCGUCAGCGCCGGCGGCGCCAGGAGCUCGACCCCCUUCGUGAUGGUCACGGGCGCGAACCCCCACCGGUCCCCGCUCGUCCACGUGUAGUUGUACGUGCUGUACGUGCCGUUCCAGUCCGCGUCGCUCGCGUACCACGCCGCCCCGACGUGCGUGAGGUUGCACCGCGCCGUGCUCGUGCCGUUGAGCCGGCACCGGUUCACGACCGUGCGCCCGCCGCCGCCGCCGCCGCCGCCCGCCCGCGUCCCCGUGUAGAUGAAGGUCGUGGGGCCCUGCGUGAUGGUGCUCGGGUCGCCCGUGCGGUUGUUGAGCGGCGGCGGCGGCGGCGGCAGCGGGCGUGUUGUCGUGGGCGCGAGCCUCGGCGGCUGCUCCUGCUCCUCCUGCCCCUGCUCCUGCUGCCCGUCCGCCGUGGCGAUGGUGGCGGCGGUGCUGGUGCUGGUGUUGCGCGAGUGCGUCGGCCGCGGGCGCUUGUCGCUGCGCGUGCUGGUGAUGACAAACGUCGUGGCGCUCUCGUCGACGCCGACGACCGAGCCCGAGUCGCGGUGGAACAUGGUGUACGGCAGGCCCUCGAACGCCCGCUCGUCGAUGUAGAAGAGCGAGACGACGCGCGUGGCGUCGGUCGUCGUCGUCGUCGCCGUCGCCGUCGCCGUGCUCACGCUGACGCUCGUCGAGAUGGACGUGAUGGUCGUCGAGUGCCCGCCGGUCGCCGUCUCCGUGUCUGCCGGCGGCGGCGCGGUGUCGGACUCGGUGACGUCUUGCGCGUGGGCCAGCAUCGAAGGCGAGUUGCUGCCUCCCUGAUGGACGGUGGUGAGGAGGAGGAGGCACAGGAGGGCGAACGAGCGAUGCACGGCGGCGGCACCGAGGCCAUGCCGGCGAGAUACCGAGGUCAGAGCCAUGGUCUAUUGCGAGAUUCGGCAACAAUGUCUCUCGACGACGACUUGUUCCGGAUCACGGAUCAGGAAGGUUCCCAAGUCGAGGAAUAA
Thyridium curvatum is the source of this 1185-nucleotide messenger RNA. RefSeq lists its product as uncharacterized. The record is from RefSeq and is a predicted model, not a curated record. Lineage: Eukaryota; Fungi; Ascomycota; Sordariomycetes; Thyridiales; Thyridiaceae. The coding region runs from base 1 to 1185 and encodes 394 amino acids. The transcript has 3 exons.